AAGCUUUUUAACCCUUUGUGAACUUGUCUAGAUUAAAAAUAAAUGAGGAUGAGACUCAAACUUCGAACUUGUGUUUUGUCCUGUAUAGUGUGGCUAGCUUUGUGUUUUAUGCUGAUUAUGUAUUCCUUUUGGCCUGGAGAAGAGAAAGUGUACAAUCAUCAGGACAAGUUAUCAUCAGAUGAUCUUAUUCCAGGGAAGCCCAACAUUGCUGGUUUUAAUGUAACUGCAUAUAUACUGAGCAGUCCUAAGGACAGUAAUGAUGCUUACAAGAAGAAUGCUUUCAAUCAAGAAGCUAGUGAUAAGACAUCCAUUGAUAGAAAAGUUCCAGACACACGUCAUUCUUGGUGUUAUAAUCAAGUAUAUCAUCCUACACUUCCUAGUACAUCUGUCAUUAUUACAUUUCACAAUGAAGCAAGAUCAACUCUCCUCAGAACCAUUGUUAGUGUUUUAAAUCGGAGCCCACCACAUUUGAUUGAAGAGAUAAUCCUUGUUGAUGAUUUUAGUGAAGAUGUUAACACUGGACUACUUCUUACACAAAUGCCAAAGAUCAAGCUUAUUAGAAAUGAAAGAAGAGAAGGAUUAGUUAGAUCAAGAAUAUUUGGUGCUGAUGCUGCUAAAGGAGAAAUAUUAACAUUCUUAGAUAGUCAUUGUGAGUGUAACAUUGGCUGGUUAGAGCCUUUGCUUCACAGAGUCAGUCAGGAUAGGACGAUAGUGGUUAGUCCUAUUAUUGAUGUCAUCAGUAUGGAUACAUUUGAUUACAUAGGUGCUUCAUCUGAACUAAGAGGAGGUUUUGAUUGGAGCCUCCAUUUUAAAUGGGAUGGAUUCACUCCUGCACAAAGAGCAAAAAGAAAGUCCCCAAUUGAACCAAUAAAGACUCCAAUGAUUGCUGGUGGGCUGUUCUCUAUUAACAGACAAAGGUUUAUUGAAACUGGUAAAUAUGAUGAUCAGAUGGAUAUCUGGGGAGGAGAAAACUUUGAAAUAUCAUUUCGAACGUGGAUGUGUGGUGGAUCACUAGAGAUCAUCCCUUGUUCUAGAGUUGGUCAUGUAUUUAGGAAAAGACAUCCAUAUGUAUUUCCAGGAGGCAAUGCAAUGACUUAUAUGAAAAAUACAAAACGUGCUGCUGAAGUGUGGAUGGACAAUUACAAAGAUUAUUAUUAUUCUGCAAGACCAUCAGCAAAGGGAAGAGACAUGGGCAGCAUUAAGAGUCGUGUGGCAUUAAGGAAACGAUUGAAUUGCACCACUUUUGAUUGGUACAUGAAGAAUGUUUAUCCAGAGCUAAGUGUUCCUUCUUCUACUAAUAACAAACAUGGAAAGUUAAAGCAAAAUAAUCUUUGUUUGGAUACACUUGGACAUCAAGCUGGUGAACCUGUUGGACUACAAGAUUGUCAACAAAGUAGACAAGGAUAUCAGGACUGGAGUAUUGCUAUGAAAGGUCUUAUUCGCCAUUUAAACUUAUGCUUAGAAGCAAGAGGACAGAUUGUUCACCUCCAGUAUUGCUCUAAGGAUCACAUUCAAAACUGGGAGCACACUAAGAACAAUCAUAUUGUACACCUUAGCACUAAACUGUGUCUCAGCAGCAGACACUCAUUAAAUGAACUGACUUUAGAAACUUGUGAUGAUAAAAGUAAUAAUCAGCAAUGGUUUAUAGUAUCAUGAUUUUCUCCUUUUGUUAUUAUUUUAAUUAAAAGCUGUUAUUUUAAGAAGUAUAAAAAUGUA
Messenger RNA from Amphimedon queenslandica, 1716 nucleotides. RefSeq names its product polypeptide N-acetylgalactosaminyltransferase 2-like. Lineage: Eukaryota; Metazoa; Porifera; Demospongiae; Haplosclerida; Niphatidae. Gene Ontology annotation, molecular function: polypeptide N-acetylgalactosaminyltransferase activity. Gene Ontology annotation, cellular component: Golgi apparatus. Gene Ontology annotation, biological process: protein O-linked glycosylation. The record is from RefSeq and is a predicted model, not a curated record. The coding region runs from base 43 to 1656 and encodes 537 amino acids. The transcript has 14 exons.